Molecule: messenger RNA, 1428 nt
Organism: Strongyloides ratti
Lineage: Eukaryota; Metazoa; Nematoda; Chromadorea; Rhabditida; Strongyloididae
Exons: 3
Coding region: 1-1428 (475 amino acids)
Source: RefSeq, a predicted model, not a curated record
AUGAGUAGUAUGAACAAAAGUGAGAAAAAUCAUAAUGUCUUUAAUGCAAAAAGAAGAUACAAUGAGGAGAAUAAUUUUGAUAACAAUAGCAUAAACAAUGACGAAGGGAUUCAAGAAAAGUUUGAUUGUGAAAAACAAAACUUGCAAACAGAAUUAGUUUUAAAUACAAUACCUAAAUUAUCAAAAACAUAUGAAACAAUACCAAGAAUUAGUAGAAAAAUAUUAACUACAAAAACACCUAUGAUUAAAAAAUAUUGGGAAAAAAAUAUUGAAAAAGAAAAUCAAGAAAAGCUAAAACAAUUUGAAAAUAUGAAGGAAAAAAAAAAGUCAUAUGAAUUUCCACGUUGGAGAUCAAUAGAUGCAAUGUCAGCAUCUUUAGUAGCAAGUUCAAAUCAAAAAGCAUUGAUUCCAAAUGAUAGUAUUAUUCCUGAAUUUAGAAAAGAAUUAAUAGAUAAUUCUGAAAAAAAUGCAGAAAUUGAACGAAACAAAAUAAAAAUGAUUAAUGAAAAAAUAAAACAUAUUAAAAAAGGAAAAUCUAUGGAAACAUUAUCAGUACCAUCAUUAUCUACUCCUUGGUAUGAUAGAGAACAAAUAAAAGAAUCUAUUAGUAAAGAAUCUAUUUCUGAUGUUUCUGGAACUAGAGAAAAAUGGAAAUCAGGUGCUGUUUAUAAUCAAAAACCUACUAUUCGAAGUAACUAUAAUUUGACAUCAAAUUAUAUCUCAUCAGAUAAAAAUCAAAAUAUGUCAAAAUUAGGUAUACAAAAUGUUAGUAAUAACAAAAUAUUAUCAAAAGAAACAUUUGAACAUGAAACAAAAAUGUUAUUACCUCAGUCAAUAUUAAUACGUGACAAAAUUGAACAUAUUUCACCACCAAUAGUUAAUAAUAUAUUAGAAAAUGAUAAAAAUAAUAUAGAUAUUAGUCGCAAUGAUUUAUAUAAACAACAAAAUGAGUCAUGUACAAAUCUUUCAAUGUCUAAUAUUACAUUAGAACAUUAUUAUUUUUUAAAAUUUCUUUAUGAAAAAAAAAAUCUUUGUGAUGAGUUUAAUAUUAUACUACCAAAUAAUGUAAUAUGUAUGAUGAAUGAAAUUGUUAAUUGUGAUAAAUAUUGUUUAGUUGUAAAAAAUGACACAAAAUUAAAAAAUAAUAUAAAAGAAUAUCUUACACCAACAUUAUCAGAAACAUCUUCAUUUGUAGAAUCAUCACCUAAACAAGGUCGUUUUGUCAAAAAUCAAAAUUUUCAUAAUGGAAAUAGCAAUGUUUUAAGAUAUAGAAAAAGUAAUGACUCUACCCAUAUUCAAAACAACCCAGGUAUAGAAUUAAAUUCAAAUAUGUAUAAUGAACAAGAUUACAUAUUAUCUACUGUUAAUCAAGAUAAACAAUACAUAAAUAAAAAUAACUUUUAUGGAAAUAAUUAUUAUAAUAUGUAA